AUCACUUCUAUUUGAAAAAGGAAAUUGAUUUUGAAAAUUCUGAAAAGAAACUUAAUGAAGAUAAUCAUUUCUUUAUCCUUUUUAUAGUAUAAAAAUGGAAAUAAUUUUAAGAAAAAUGAUAAAAUCGAGUUAUACUUAUCCUAUGCUUAAAUUAACUUUAUACCUACGAGAUUGGGAUUCUUACAUUAGGAUUACCUCCGUAUCAUAGCAAAAGGAAGGAUUUUAGGCUCGAAAAUAAUAAUCAGUAACGUUGGUUAGGUGAACUCAUGGUAAGCUUAAUGCCCAUGAAGGGUGAGGUUCAGCCGUACUCCACGAUCCAAUUUACGUGCAACUAUGACUAUCCAGACACGUUUUUCAUCUAUUUUAAAUUGUCGGCGCUUAACGGGUUUCCCGUAACGGCGCGAACUGGCACACCCGGCCCGAUAGUCAAGACGGAAAAGGGAGCUUUCCGCACUUGGUCCGUCCACGUGGGACAUACCGCUUGCAACGUGGAGUGUCACAUUGUAAACUACCGCGGCAAAGAACUGGUCAAGAUUGUGACAUCGAUUACGCCAGGUUUGACGGACUACUAACGAGAGCUUUCGUGCCUUGUCCGUCCAUCGGUGACUCAUGGCAAGGGAUCAUCUCGCAAUCGUGUCUUCGUUAUCGCCAGGUCAUCGUAAAUCAUCAUUGCAAAUCGUCACCGAGUCUGGUGAAGGAAUUUCCAUGGGUUAUAGUCUACAUUGUAGUUCAAUAGUUUUUUUUUCACGAUUAGUAGUUUUGUAUGAAGAUGCUUGGCACUCUUCGGUGCUCUGUAUCACGGUAUUUUGUAUCACAAACGUCCCAUCUGUGCCAAUAUAUAUUGAAACAUAUGUUCCGCAAUGAUUAAUACAAAUUAUCACUUUCCUUGAAAUAACCAUCAUUGUGCCAUGAUGUCUCGUCAAAAUGUAUGAUGGUGAUUGUAUCUUUAGGUGGUUGUGUCCUAUAGAGAAAUAUUGUUUCGAUUCUGUGCAAUGUGUACGUAAAAUUGUAGGAUGCGGUCUAUGUAGUCUCUGUUACUGCUCUUCAUCUUGUUUUAACGUAUAAGUCUGCUGUCAUUACGAUUUUGCACGAAAAUUUUGUUUAUCUCACAAUCAAUCUUUGCUGUCUUUCUCGCAGUGGGAGAACCGGAACCAACUCCUACGCCAAGUC
Molecule: messenger RNA, 1170 nt
Organism: Ooceraea biroi (clonal raider ant)
Lineage: Eukaryota; Metazoa; Arthropoda; Insecta; Hymenoptera; Formicidae
Source: RefSeq, a predicted model, not a curated record